GGCUGGCUGUGUGGUGUCCCCCGGGGCGGGGGGGCUUCGCGGCGGCCGCGGGCUGAGGGCGCAGAGGGCCGCCGGCGAGCCCCGGGCGCGGAGGGCGGGGAGGCGGCCGCUGUGUGUGUCCCCCCCCCGCCCCGCUCUCUCUCUCACACACACACACACACGCAGACGCGCACCCGGGAGGCGGCUCGGUGGCACCGGCGGAGGGGGAACCGCCGCCGCCGCCUGCCCGCCCGCUUCGCCUGCCCGCCCGCCGCCAACCCCCCGCCUCGGGGGCGGCUGCCCCCGGUGGAGCCUCCAUCUGCAGCCCGGCGGCGGGAGCGGGAACAUGGCGGACCUGGAGGCGGUGCUGGCCGAUGUCAGCUACCUGAUGGCGAUGGAGAAGAGCAAGAGCACCCCGGCGGCCAGGGCCAGCAAGAAGAUCACCCUGCCCGAGCCCAGCAUCCGCAGUGUUAUGCAGAAAUACCUCGAGGAAAGGGGUGAAUUAACCUUUGACAAGAUCUUUCAUCAAAAGAUUGGAUUUUUGCUUUUCAAAGAUUAUUGCAUGAAUGAGAUUGAUGAGGCUGUUCCUCAGCUGAAGUUCUAUGAAGAGAUCAAAGACUACGAGAAGCUGGACUCGGAGGAGGAGCGGCUGAGCCGGAGCCGGCAGAUUUACGACACCUACAUCAUGAAGGAGCUGCUGUCCUGUUCUCAUCCUUUCUCCAAACAAGCUGUAGAUCAUGUACAAAAACAUUUAGCCAAGAAACAAGUGCCAGCCAGCCUUUUUCAGCCAUAUAUAGAAGAAAUUUGCGAUAGUCUGAGAGGAAAAAUAUUUCAAAAAUUUAUGGAAAGUGACAAGUUUACUAGGUUUUGCCAGUGGAAAAAUGUAGAACUAAAUAUUCAUCUGACCAUGAAUGAUUUUAGUGUACAUAGAAUAAUAGGAAGAGGGGGAUUUGGUGAAGUUUAUGGCUGCAGGAAAGCAGACACUGGAAAAAUGUAUGCAAUGAAAUGUUUAGAUAAGAAGAGAAUCAAGAUGAAGCAAGGAGAAACAUUAGCCUUAAAUGAAAGAAUUAUGCUGUCCCUUGUCAGCACAGGGGACUGUCCUUUUAUAGUGUGUAUGACCUAUGCCUUCCACACCCCUGACAAACUCUGCUUCAUUCUGGACCUGAUGAAUGGAGGAGAUUUGCACUAUCACCUCUCCCAGCAUGGAGUGUUCUCUGAAAAAGAAAUGAGGUUUUAUGCUACUGAAAUCAUCCUGGGGUUGGAACACAUGCACAACCGCUUCGUGGUGUACAGAGACCUAAAGCCUGCAAAUAUCUUGUUGGAUGAACAUGGGCACGUGAGGAUAUCAGACCUUGGGCUGGCUUGUGAUUUCUCCAAAAAGAAGCCACAUGCCAGUGUAGGUACCCACGGGUACAUGGCUCCCGAGGUGCUGCAGAAGGGGACGGCGUACGACAGCAGCGCGGACUGGUUCUCCUUGGGCUGCAUGCUUUUCAAACUCCUCAGAGGUCACAGUCCUUUCAGACAGCACAAAACCAAAGAUAAGCAUGAGAUCGACAGGAUGACGCUCACCGUGAAUGUGGAGCUCCCAGAUUCCUUUUCUCCUGAGCUGAAGUCCCUUUUGGAAGGGCUCCUGCAGCGAGAUGUUAGCAAGAGGCUUGGAUGCCAAGGGAGAAGUGCACAAGAAGUCAAAGAGCAUGCUUUCUUCAAAGGCAUUGAUUGGCAGCAAGUCUAUUUACAAAAGUAUCCUCCACCAUUGAUUCCUCCCCGGGGAGAAGUAAAUGCAGCAGAUGCUUUUGAUAUUGGGUCAUUUGAUGAAGAGGACACUAAAGGCAUUAAGUUGCUUGAUAGUGACCAGGAGUUAUAUAAGAACUUCCCUCUGGUAAUAUCGGAGCGUUGGCAGCAAGAAGUAGCAGAAACUGUUUAUGAUGCAGUAAAUGCAGACACAGAUAAAAUUGAGGCCAGAAAAAGGGCUAAAAAUAAGCAGCUUGGCCACGAGGAAGACUAUGCCCUUGGGAAGGACUGCAUCAUGCAUGGCUACAUGCUGAAGCUGGGGAACCCCUUCUUGACUCAGUGGCAGCGACGUUACUUUUACCUCUUCCCAAACCGACUGGAGUGGCGAGGAGAAGGAGAGUCUCGGGACCUCUGGACUAUUUAUACAAAAAAACAUAAACUGCAAAACCUGCUGACCAUGGAACAAAUCGUGUCUGUGGAAGAGACCCAGAUCAAAGACAAGAAGUGCAUCUUGCUGAGGAUCAAAGGAGGGAAGCAGUUUGUCCUGCAGUGUGAGAGUGACCCAGAAUUUGUCCAGUGGAAGAAGGAGCUGACAGAAGCUUUCACUGAGGCACAGAGGUUGCUGCGCCGGGCUCCAAAGUUCCUCAAUAAAUCUCGCUCCACGGUUGUAGAGCUUUCCAAACCACCCCUCAGCCACAGGAACAGCAAUGGGCUGUAGGAGAAGCAGGAGACCAAGUUCACUUAGGGGGAAAGAAAAAGCUUCUUGGUGAACAUGCUGAGUUUCACAGCAUCCUUAUGAGUUACUUUGUGCAAUCCUGGACGCGGGAUCUGCUUAGGAGAAGAGGAAUUAGAUGUUUACAGCGUGGGAUCGUGUCAGAACUCUGUCUCUGGAGGUUGUGAAGGCUGGGAUCGUGUCAGAACUCUGUCUCUGGAGGUUGUGAAGGCUGGAACAGUGGCACAUGAAUUCAUGCUGCUGGCAGUGGUGGAGAUGCCCAAGCGUGGAGGCUGCGUGUUGCCCCCAGCUCAUCCCCGCACCCUGGUGGUGUCCGAAUCGUGGUCUGUGGCUCUCAAACUACUGAUGGAAAGGAAAAACAACCUUUUGCCUGCAAUACCCUUGCCUGGAGGCUGGAACGGUUUCUGCUGGCUGGGCUUCCCCUGGCAUGUGGGAUACCAACAGAGCCCUGGGCAGUGGCAGGAGCUUGCAGAGCUGCCCUGUUGGCUAACCUUUAACCCGUCGUGUUGCCAUGUCCUUUCCGCCCAUCACUGCUGACUCGAUGAUAACCUUGCUCCAUACUGCUGAUGAUCAACAGUGUGUGACUCUCUGAUGCACUUCAAAGUACUGAAUUCUACCUGUCCUGUGGUCUAAAUGUUAUUGCUACUUCAUGGAAGCAUUGAACUCAAGAUUAUUCCGUGGGGGUUGUUGUACUCACUAAUAGUAGCUACCACCAGGUUUUGCUCCUUCUCUCCCUAUAUGCAGUCUUGUAACUGACACCAUAGGGUCCUGGCUGGCAAAGAGGAUUUGUUGGUAGCUUCAUCUUACUGUUCUCUUGUAUAAAUCCCAACUCUUUUAGCACAGGUUUUUAAAGAGCAAGAUUUCCUUUUGACAAGUUUACAACCAGCUUUUCUUUUUUUUUCUCCAUUUCAGGUUGAAUGCACUUUUGAAACAUUAAAAACAAAGAAAGAAACUAAAAAACCCCAACCAAACAAAAGAGGAAUUUAUUCCAAUCCAAUGCAUUGCAGUGCAUGUGCUGGGUGAAACUAACCAGGAGCCUCCAGGAUGUCUGCUGGAUCACUCCUGGCUCCUUCUCUUUGCUCUACACAAAACCUGGUUUUGCAGAGCAGGCAUCCCAGGCUUCAUCAUAGAAUCACAGCAGUGGAGCUGCUUGAGGUGUUGGUUUGGUGGCAGCAUGGCCACCAGGAGUAGGACCAAGCCCUUCAUAGAAUGAUGGAGUGUUAGGAGUUGGAAGGGAGCUGUAGAGAUGAUCCAGUCCAACCCCCAUGCCAGAGCAGGAGCAUCUGGGGCAGGUCACACAGGAAUGCAUCCAGGUGGGUUCUGAAAGUCUCCAGAGGAGGAGACUCCACAACCUCUCUGUGCAGCCUGCUCCAGGGCUCUGUCACCCUCACAGCAAAGAAGCUUCUCCUCAUGUUGAGGUGGAAUUUCCUGUGUUCCAGCUUGUACCUCUUGUCACUUCUCCUUGUACUGGGCACCAGCAAAAAGAGCCUGGCACCUUCAUCUUGACAGCCCCCCCCCAGAUAUUUAUAGAUGUUGAUCAGAUCCCCUCUCAGCCUGCUCUUCUCCAGACUAGACAGCCCCAGAGCAGACAGUCUUUCUGCAGAGGAGAGAUGUUCCAGUCCCUUCAUCAUCCUCAGAGCUCUCCAUUGGACUCUCUCCAGCAGAUCCCUGUCUGUCUUGAGCUGGGAACUUGCUUGGUUCUGCUGGUGUGGAGGGGAAGCUGGAAUUCCACCCUUCCAAGCCAAUGCUGCUCCAAACUGCUCCAUCCUGGUUUAGGUAUCAGACUCUCUAAGGUGUCUUCUUGGCCAGAGAUCCUUGGUGGUGUUAUUUUAUGUGAGGGUCUUCAGCUGUAGGUGUAGGAGAUGAUGUUGAAGACAGAGAGAAGAAGGCCCAGAGUUGUCUUUUCUGUAUUUUGUCCAUGUUUAUAGGACUUUUUGUUUUAAUUGGUGUUGAAGCAAGUAAAGAGAGGAGAAGUUGGAGCUUUGGGCAUCAACAGAGCCAAGUGAAUGAUUCAGCAUGGGAGAGUUAAAGUUAUCUGGAAGUCCUUUAAAAGCAAAUCAGCUGCAGUGAAAAUCUGAGCAUGGAGAGGAGUUGGUUAGUCUUAGAUUUCAAAAUAGAGGAUGACAUGCUGCUGCUACACACCCCCUACACAGCCAGCUGCCCCCACUGCUGCAGGAUUAUUGUCCCCUAUUCUUUGUCCCUGACGUGUGAGAGGACAAAUGCAGUGAGACCAGGUCCUGAGAGCAGCAGCCAGGAGUGAGGUGCUGGUGGGAAAGGGGAAAGUACUGCAGGAGCUGGGCUGAGGGGGAAUAGUGACUUCUGGGGGAGCUCCAGCUCUGCUUUUCCUGUUUCCCCUCCUGCCUUUCCAUUUCCCCUUUUGUUGUUCCCUUUCCUGUUUCUCCCUUUGCUGUUCCCUUUCCUUCUCCCUUUUUUACCUUUUCCCCUUCUCCCUUUUCCCUUUCCCCCUUUUCCUUCCUUUCCCUGUUUUGCCUCUCCCUUCCUCUCCCCUUUUUGCCUUUCCCUUCCUCUCCCCUUUUUGCCUCUGCCUUUCUCUCCCCUUUUUGCCUCUCCCUUCCUCUCUCCCUUUUGCCUCUCCCUUCCUCUCCUCUUUUUGCCUCUGCCUUUCUCUCCCCCUCUUGCCUCUCCCUUUCUCUCCCCCUCUUGCCUCUGCCUUUCUCUCCCCCUCUUGCCUCUGCCUUUCUCUCCCCCUCUUGCCUCUCCCUUCCUCUCCCCCUCUUGCCUCUGCCUUUCUCUCCCCUCUUGCCUCUCCCUUCCUUCCUCUCCCCCUUUUGCCUCUCCCUGCACACAAAGGUGACAUUUUUGCUCAGUGGCAGUUGCUCUAAAUCCAGAUCAUUUUCCAGCUCAAGAUUUGCCAGCAUCAGCCUUUGAGGUGAAAUUCCAGUGCAGGGGAAGCAAAGCCCCAAUUCUUCUGCUGCAAGCAGAGUGGGACCGAGGAGCUGUUUGGAGCUGGGCAAGAGCUUGUCUGGUGGUGUGAAGUGUUCCCUGGCCACUGUGUCAGCUGAGAUGUCUCCUCAUUGCUGCUAAAAAGGGGCAAAUCUGAGUUUUUGGUCAUUAUUUUGCCAGUUCAUGAAACUGUUAAAGGAUCCUUGGCUGAUUUCUUGGAAUCCUUCAUCCAGCUGUAGGCUCUGCUCAUUUCUAAGUACAAAACCUCUUCCUCUCAGUUCUGUCAGAGCUCUGAGUCCUGUCACUGUUCCAGCUGCAGCCUCACAAGUUGCUUCUCCCACCACUGCUGGCAGAUAAGCCUGGCUGGUGUAAAUCCUGGAACUCACCCAGCUUCUGUUCAGGUUCUUACUUGGGCUCCAAAGGCAGACUUUUGGAGCAGAGUGUGUGAAUGGGCAACCUGGCAGGUAGGGACAGUGCCCACAGCUCCAGGAGACAGACCUCAGCUUGAUGUUCUCUUCAUGCCAACUCUCCUGUAGAAACACAGCAGAAGUUCUGCUUCUGGCAAGGAGAAGAGAAGGAAACGAGACUGUGGGAUGGGUUCUGGCUGUAGUGCCAGGGCAGUUGGUGCAUGGAGAGCAGGAAAUGUUGUGUAUUUGGUGCUAAAACACCAAACCAUGUUGUGGUCCUCUACGAGUGGACACUUGGUGUUCAGUGGAGCUGCUUGAGGUGUUGGUUUGGUGGCAGCAUGGCCACCAAGAGUAGGACCAAGCCCUUCAUAGAAUGAUGGAGUGUUAGGAGUUGGAAGGGAGCUGUAGAGAUGAUCCAGUCCAACCCCCAUGCCAGAGCAGGAGCAUCUGGGGCAGGUCACACAGGAAUGCAUCCAGGUGGGUUCUGAAAGUCUCCAGAGGAGGAGACUCCACAACCUCUCUGUGCAGCCUGCUCCAGGGCUCUGUCACCCUCACAGCAAAGAAGCUUCUCCUCAUGUUGAGGUGGAACUUUGUGUGUUGCAGUUUGUACUUCUUGUUCUUGUCCUGUCACUGGGCAUCACUGAAAGAGCCUGGCCCCUUCUUCUUGACACUCACCCCUCAGAUACAGUGAUCAGAUCCCCUCUCAGCCUUCUCUUCUCCAGACUAGACAGCCCCAGGGCUCCCAGCCUUUCUUCUUAGCAGAGAUGUUCCAGUCCCCUCAUCAUCCUGGUGGCUCUCCAUUGGACUCUCUCCAGCAGAUCCCUGCCUCUCUUCAGCUGGGGAGCCCUGGGUGCAGUAUCCCAGGUGUGUAGUGAGUUGUGCAGCAGUGCUCUGUGGCUCUGCAGCAAACGAGCUCACAGCCAGGGCAGUACUUGGGGCUCUGUGUUGCCUCUGGUGGGUUUCAGGAGCAGGUUCCUCUCUCCCAUCACCACCUCCAUAUCUACGUGCUGCAGGCGCUGCCCAUCGCACACUGCUCUUUGCUGCUCCCCGCACAGCAGGUGCCAAGGCUCCAGCUAGAGCUGAACUCUUUGAGAUGCUCACACUCUGCAUAGACCUGGAGGAUGGCCUGGUUGUAAGUGUACAGUAGAGAGUAACUAAUUUCUAGCAGUGCUUAAGGACAGGAACAGGGUCGGUUCUAGAGAUUAACAAGAGCUCAGAAGCUUAUUUUGGGAAAGCAGAGGAAUUAAUUUUAAUAUUGUAUAAAAUAAAGCAGAAAAGGAAAAAAAAAAAGGCAAACCUAAGGGAAAAAAUUAUCUAAAACUCUCCAGAGAGUGUUGUUGUAUAGCCAAAUGUCUGAGGAGUUCUGAGGUAAUCCUCCCUCCCCUCUUCCUCUCCUCUCUCUAUUGUUGUCCCUUUGCUUUCUGUCCCACAUAAUCCUCCUCCCUCUCCCCUCUCUGUUGGGUCCCUUUGCUUUCUCUCCCCUCAUAAUCCUCCUUCUCUCUGUUGUGUCCCUUUGCUUUCUGUCCCCUCAUAAUCCUCUUCCCUCUCCCCUCUAUUGCUGUCCCUUUGCUUUCUGCCCCCCAUAAUCCUUCUCCUUCUCUCUCUUGUGUCCUUUUGCUUUCUGCCCUCCAUAAUCCUCCUUCUCUCCUCUCUGUUGUGUCCCUUUGCUUUCUGUCCCCUCAUAAUCCUCUUCCCUCUCCCCUCUAUUGCUGUCCCUUUGCUUUCUGCCCCCCAUAAUCCUUCUCCUUCUCUCCUCUCUCGUGUCCUUUUGCUUUCUGCCCCCCAUAAUCCUCCUUCUCUCCUCUCUGUUGUGUCCCUUUGCUUUCUGUCCCUUCCUAAUCCUCCUCCUUCUCCCCUCUUUGUUGUGUCCCUUUGCUUUCUAUCCCCUCAUAAUCCUCCCCUCUCCCCUCUAUUGCUGUCCCUUUGCUUUCUGCCCCUCAUAAUCCUCCUCUUUCUGUUGUUUUCCCUUUGCUUUCUGCCCCUUAUAAUCCUCCUUCUCCUCUCUAUUGCUGUCCCUUUGCUUUCUGCCCCCCAUAGUCCUCCUCCUUCUUUCCUCUAUUGUUUUCCCUUUGCUUUCUGUCCCCUCCUAAUCCUUCUCCCCUCUUUGUUGUGUCCCUUUGCUUUCUAUCCCCUGAUAAUCCUCCCUUCCCUCUCUAUUGUUAUCCCUUUGCUCUCUGUCCCUCCCCACGGUGUACAUAUUGUGUGGAGCAACUUCGGGUUGUUUAAAUUGUAAUUUUUUUUAUUAUUAUUAUUUUUGUGUUCAACUGAAAAAAAAAAAGAGAAAAAAAACCUCA
Molecule: messenger RNA, 8048 nt
Organism: Pogoniulus pusillus (Red-fronted tinkerbird)
Lineage: Eukaryota; Metazoa; Chordata; Aves; Piciformes; Lybiidae
Gene: GRK3
Product: G protein-coupled receptor kinase 3
Exons: 22
Coding region: 326-2428 (700 amino acids)
Biological process (GO): protein phosphorylation; desensitization of G protein-coupled receptor signaling pathway; G protein-coupled receptor signaling pathway
Molecular function (GO): G protein-coupled receptor kinase activity; G protein-coupled receptor binding; ATP binding
Source: RefSeq, a predicted model, not a curated record